UAGGGCAAGGGACACAAGCGAGGCAUCGUUUCCGCGUCCAAGUUGGAAGUGGAGGUGAGAUCGAUGCAGUACAACUGGGCCAGCGACCGCACCGUCAGACUCGAGGUUCUCGGUCUGUGUCCCUCAGGAACCUUCAACGAUACUGCUGCAAGCAAUGCCUCACUUAUAAUGGCGGCUAAGAGAGUGGUAGACACUCUCCUGGCAGAUAUGCAGCAGCUAAAUAUGCCAACUGCAAACGAGACGCAAGAUCACAAGCAAGUACUUCAGAUACUGAGUCUUGUCAGUGAUCUGACGGGCCAAGCCAUGAUGAAGGAUGGCGUCCUACGCUACCUGGCCCUCAAGAUGCUGGCCAUGAACAUCAACCACAUGAUGAGACAUCAGUUCGGACCCAGGGCUUCGCUCAUUUGUUCCGGGGGGAUGGGUUCGUUUGGAGAAUUUGAACUGUUUGGUGGAAUGGGCUUAUCUGGUGGAAGCGGGCCAUUUGGUGGUAUGGGACCACCUGAUGGAAUGGGACCAUUUGGCAGAAAUGGACGACCAAAUAGAUGGGGAUCGUUUGGUGGACCGGGAUCAUUUGGUGGAAAUGGACCACCAGAUGGAAUGGGAUCGUAUGGUGGACCAGAAUCAUUUGGUGGAAAUGGACCAUCUAAUUCAUGGGGAUCAUCCGGUGGAAAUGGACCAUCCGAUGGAAAUGGACCAUCCGAUGGAAAUGGACCAUCUAAUGGCUGGGGACCAUCAGGUGGAAAUGGGCAAUCUAAUGGAUGGGGAUCAUCCAGUGGAAAUGGGCAAUCUAAUGGAUGGGGAUCAUCCGGUGGAAAUGGACCAUCCGAUGGAAAUGGACCAUCCGAUGGAAAUGGACCAUCCGAUGGAAAUGGACCAUCUAAUGGCUGGGGACCAUCAGGUGGAAAUGGGCAAUCUAAUGGAUGGGGAUCAUCCAGUGGAAAUGGGCAAUCUAAUGGAUGGGGAUCAUCCGGUGGAAAUGGGCAAUCUAAUGGAUGGGGAUCAUCCAGUGGAAAUGGGCAAUCUAAUGGAUGGGGAUCAUCCGGUGGAAAUGGGCAAUCUAAUGGCUGGGGAUCAUCCGGUGGAAAUGGGCAGUCUAAUGGAUGGGGAUCAUCCGGUGGAAAUGGACCACCUGGUGGACCAGGAUCAUUUAAUAAUGGAGCGCCAUCUCGGUCAAAGAGGCAGACGGCGCCCCGGGGACAAACGGGCGGUGGACUGCGUCACAUCAGCGAAGCUCAGGGGGCCGAGGGAGACCACGAACAUUCAGACACCAGUUACACCACGAGUGCCAGGAGGAGGGAAGGUGUCAGUCGUCGCUUCGGAGACUCAUAUAACUGGACACAAGAAGAUGGAACUGGAAUACGUAACAGAACCUGGAAUGGCCGAAGAAGACAUAAAUAUCACUCGAAUAUGGAAGAAACAGAUUACUAUGACACGGGAGACGACGAUGGAGCGAGCACGGAAGACUUCUCAAGCUCAGAAGACUUUUCCGGCGGUGAUAACAACUCAGAUGAGGAAAACUUCGAUAGUCGAGAAAACGGAGAUGAUAGAAAUAACUUCGGCUACUCUUCAAGACAGUAUCCCGGACCUCCUGAUAAUGGCUACGGUCCCAGGGGAAGACAACGCGGACGUGGUCCUCGGUUUGGCGGCGGCGGCGGCGGCGGCGGCGGCGGCGGCAGCGGCGGCGGCGGCAAAGGGGGCGGCGGCCAUAGAGACAGAAUGAUGAUGAUGUUACUGAAGAAGGUGGAGCUGAGACUAGCCAGCGGUGCGGCGCCUGAAGACAUGGUGGAGCUGAGCUUCCUGCCGCUCUCAACCCGCCAGGCCAUCAAGGACAUCUACACCUUGAUAACCACCAACCAGAUGAAAAAAUUUGCUAAGUUUGGGAGAGUCUUAAUGAAAGUGGGAGCCUUCUCGGCGAUAGAGGAAUACAUUGAAGACGCGCAGUUGACCACCAUUGACAGUCUGGCCAACAUGACGCAGGCGACGGCUGAUGCUAUGGCCGCCUUCAUUAAGACAAAUGUAUCAACAAUGGUGAUGAAUGCUAUAACAGACAGGAAGUCUGCGCAGGUGUUACUCAAUGUUACACUCAAGUACAUUGAUGUCAUCAAUAAAGACAGAGCAGUUAUUAUCAGCUUCAUAAGAAGAGUGAGUAUUUGUAUUGUAUAUUGUUUUAUAUUCUGUUCGUAAUUUUAAUUUCUGUUUAAUGUCUGCUAUAUUAUUAUAUUUUAU
Cherax quadricarinatus is the source of this 2226-nucleotide messenger RNA. Lineage: Eukaryota; Metazoa; Arthropoda; Malacostraca; Decapoda; Parastacidae. The record is from RefSeq and is a predicted model, not a curated record.